GCAGUAAUACCUACUAGGCGCCAGUCCCUCACUCUCUCUGCGUGGUGCCUCUGCGUGCCUUCUCCUCACUCUCGGCCCUGCGAAGAAGAGGAACACGAUCCAGACAAAGAACCGCCACCCCUGGCGACACUCGCUAGCAUUUCGCGACCGCAAUCCUCUGCUCUACCCUGCUCUGCCCGCUCUCUGCGAGCACCACGCCGUCAGAAUGGCCUGGCAACCGACCCAGGAGUCCCUGCAGACUCUGGCAGGAUGUCUCAAGGACUCCCUGAGCGGCUUUAACAAGGACGCGCAGAAGCGCGCCGACGAGAUGCUAGCCCAGGCGAAAGCAUCGCCCGAUAUUAACAACUACCUCGCCUUCAUAUUCUCGUCAGCCGACUCCCUGCCCGGCCUCCAGAUCACGCCAGGAGACCUGCACCUCGUGCGCAGCGCCGCGGGCAUCAUGCUCAAGAACAACAUCAAGGCCGAUUUUAAGCAGAUCCCCGAGUCCAGUCUAGACAUGGUCAAGCAGGCCGUCCCCAUCGGCAUCCAGGAUAAGAACAUCCAGAUCCGGAACUUCGCCGGCAACAUCGCCACGGAGCUGAUACGGAGGGGCGGCCUGUUCAGCUGGCCCAGCCUCCUGCCCCAGCUGCUGGAUCUAUUCAGCAACGAAAACGGCCAGGUCUCCCCCGAGGGCCAGGAGGGUGCCAUCUCGGCAAUGGCCAAGAUCUGCGAGGACAACACCAAGGUCCUGGAGCGCGAGCACAACGGCCAGCGGCCCCUCAACUUUCUCCUGCCCAAGCUGAUCGAGGCCACCAAGAGCCCGCUGCCCAAGGUCCGCACGCAUGCGCUAACUGCCAUAAACGUCUUUACGCCGCGCAAGUCCCAGGCCAUGCUCACCUCGAUCGACACCCUUCUGCAAGCCCUGUUUGACCGUGCUGGCGACCCCGAUGUCAAUGUGCGCAAGGAGGUCUGCCGUGCCUUUGUGCGCCUCGUCGAGACCCGACCGGACAAGCUGCAGCCACACAUCGCUGAUCUUGUGUCGUACAUUAUCAGCCAGCAGAAGAGCGAGGACGAGGAGCUGGCGGUCGAGGCCUCCGAGUUUUGGCUUUCGGUCGGCGAGCACGACAACCUCUGGAAGCUGUUGGAGCCGCACAUUCACCAGAUCAUUCCAGUCCUGCUCGAGUGCAUGAGGUAUAGUGGCGAGGAUAUUGCGCUGCUGGGCGGGGCUUCGGAUGACGAGGACGAGGAGGACCGCGAGGAGGACAUCAAGCCCCAGUUCGCGAAAAAGACGCUGAAGCGGGCCGUGAACGGCGAGGUUGCUGCGGGCGACGAUUCCAAGGAGGGCGCCGAGUACCAGAAGCUCGAGGGCAUGACUGACGACGCCGAAGAAGGAGAGGUCGAUGACGAUGAUGCCGACGGCGACGAGAAUCCCGACGAGAGGUGGACGGUCCGGAAGUGCUCCGCCGCCGCGCUGGAUGUGUUCGCACGCGACUUCAAGGCGCCCGUCUUCGCGUGCAUCCUCCCAUACCUCAGCGAAAACCUGAAGCACGAGGAAUGGCCACACCGAGAGGCUGCCGUCCUGGCACUCGGCGCUGUUGCCGACGGCUGUGUUCAGGUUGUCACUCCACACCUCCCCGAGCUCAUCCCCUACCUGAUCUCACUCCUCAACGACGCCGAGCCCGUCGUGCGCCAAAUCACCUGCUGGACUCUGGCGCGGUACUCGGGCUGGGCCGCCCACCUCGCGGACCCCAGCCAGAAGGCCACCUACUUCGUUCCCAUGAUGGAGGGCAUCCUAACCAAGAUGCUGGACAAGAACAAGAAGGUCCAGGAGGCAGCCGCGUCCGCCAUGGCCAACCUCGAGGAGAAGGCGGGCAAGGUGCUGGAGCCGUACAGCGGGCCUAUCAUCACCCAGUUCGUGCAGUGCUUCCAAAAGUACAAGGACAGGAACAUGUACAUUCUCUACGACUGUGUCCAGACGCUCGCCGAGAGCAUUGGCCCUGUCCUGGCCACGCCCGAGCUUUCGAGCUCUCUGAUGCCCGUGCUGAUUGACCGAUGGCAAAGGGUCUCGGACCAGUCGCGCGAGCUGUUCCCGUUGCUCGAGUGUCUUUCCUACGUGGCAAUGGCCCUCGGGGACACCUUCUCGCCCUAUGCGCCUCCUAUCUUCCGCAGGUGCAUCAACAUCAUCCACCAAAACCUCGAGCAGUCGCUGGCUGCCAAGAGCAAUGUCAGCUUUGACCAGCCCGACAAGGACUUCCUGGUCACCAGCCUGGACCUCUUGAGCGCCGUCAUCCAGUGCCUUGUGGACAAGAAGGCCGCCGAGCUUGUGACAGAGGCGCAGCCUGCAUUCUUCGAGCUCCUGAGCUUCUGCAUGGAGGAUCCCGCCGACGAGGUCCGGCAGUCAGCCUAUGCCCUGCUGGGCGACUGCGCCAAGUUCAUCUUCCCGCAGCUGCAGCCGCACCUGGCUACUCUGUUCCCGAUCCUGCUCAAGCAGCUUGACCUGGACAACAUCUUGGAUGAGGAGAUAGACAACGGUUUCAGCGUGGUCAACAACGCCUGCUGGAGCGCCGGUGAAGUCGCACUGCAGCACGGCAAGGGUAUGGCACCCUUCGCGUUGGAGAUGCUUCAACGCUGCGUCGAGAUUGUGUCGAACCCAAGGGUUCCCAAGAGCGUGUCGGAGAACGCAGCCAUCGCGCUGGGCCGCCUCGGCAUCGAAAACUCGGACGUCAUGGCGCAGCACUUGGAUGCCUUUGCUCGGGACUUCCUCAGCGCCAUGGACGAGGUUGAUCCUUCCGAGGAGAAGGCGACGGCCUUCAAGGGCUUCGCCGCCACGGUCGUAAAGAACCCUCAGUCCAUCGAGGGUGACAUCCCCCACCUCUUCACGUCCAUCGCCAGGUACUCUGACCUCGUGCACCUGCGAAACCCCAUCAAGCAGGAGCUGCACGAUGCCUUCAAAAACGUCAUCAACGUCUACCAGCAAAUCAUCCCACAGUUCGACUCAUUCCUCGGCCAGAUGGAUCCGCAGGACCAAGCCAACCUCAAAUCCAUUUACGGUAUAUAGCCAGCUGCUAUAGCUCAGGUUUUGAUGGCCGAGUAUCCGAGCUCGCCAUCGCAGGUGGCAGAGAUGGCCUUUGCGGGCCCCAAACCCGGCCCAACGUAGAUAGUCUCCUCUUUUUUUUCUGAUCUUUCGCCUUAUUCCACAUCCCAGGCAGUCAUUAUCUGUCCUGCUUCCGGGACACGCGGUAGCCUUUGCACUCUCUGUCUCGAAAAAAAAACAAGGGGGAUGGUUAUCAAGGACGUGACCCAAGGGCGUUCGGAUGUCUUUGAAGGCUUUACCAUCUGAACACCUCGCGCUUUUCUCUUCCGGUUUUGAGCGAUGACCAUCUAAUGCAGCGUAAUGGCCGGGCGAUGUUGAUGGUUCUGGAAAGAUGAUAUUGGCGGAGGAGGACUUCUCACGAGCUCGACUUCCUUCUCCCAUGUCUUCCUUUCCCCGUUUGCGUCGCUCCUAAGAAGCUGCGGGCGGAAGCACCAAGCGAUACGGCCCGGCAUAGUCUGUGUUGGCUUGGCCUCGGUUGUCCGCCUGGGGUCUCGACGGUUCCAUGUUCAAGAGGCCACAAACAGGCGGGUCAGAAAGUCUAACAAGCGGGAGGGACCGUGGCGAUUUCUGGAAGGGUGAACAACAAUGGACAUGUCGGCAACGAUGGGCUUGGGAGACGAGAACCAUGGGCUUCCCAAGGCAAGAGAUGUGGAUGGAUCUCUGGAGUCGUCACGUCGACCGGUUUUCCUGUCAUUCCACCCGUUUUUUUUCAUUUUAUCUUUUACCUGCCCCAUCAAAGGCAGCCCGUGCUCGGCGCAAGAUGUUACUGGCUGGCUGGCUUCCCGAGGAGGAAUUUAAGGAAAACAGAACAAGACCGCCUAGGCUUGAUAAAGGCGCACAAGGAGUGCGGCCAUGUUAUCACCUAUCCCCGGUCUUGUUGUAAGCUCUCGUUUUGAGUUUCAAGCAGAAGAAAGAGCGAAGCC
Gaeumannomyces tritici R3-111a-1 is the source of this 3996-nucleotide messenger RNA. RefSeq names its product transportin-2. The record is from RefSeq and is a predicted model, not a curated record. Gene Ontology annotation, cellular component: cytoplasm; nucleus. NCBI's taxonomy places the organism in Eukaryota, Fungi, Ascomycota, Sordariomycetes, Magnaporthales, Magnaporthaceae. The transcript is spliced from 3 exons. The coding region runs from base 206 to 3037 and encodes 943 amino acids. Gene Ontology annotation, molecular function: nuclear import signal receptor activity; small GTPase binding. Gene Ontology annotation, biological process: protein import into nucleus.